CGGCGCUGUGUGUUUCACGAAGCAGUUGAAUGACAAUAAAACCGAGGCGAAACCGCAGGAUACGGCGCCGCAAAAUAAUCGCGAUCCAUCCGUAUGGAGGCGGCCAUCAACCCGUCUCUUGACAGCUGUGUGGGACGGUCUGUCAUAAGUGGGAUGGAACAGAGUUCAGGCAAACGGAUCCGUAAGCCGUCGCUGCUCUACGAGGGUUUCGAGAGUCCGUCUCUGCCCCAGGCACCUCCGCCCGGCCCUCCUCUGCUCCUGCAGCCUCCGGUGAAGGACCCCAGCCGUCAGGGACGCGCGACCAAUCAGCUGCAGUUCCUCCACAAGGUCUUGGUAAAGGCGUUGUGGCGGCAUCACUUUGCGUGGCCUUUCCAUGAACCUGUGAAUGCGGCUCGACUCAAUUUACCUGACUACCAUAAGAUUAUUAAACAGGCGAUGGACAUGGGCACUAUCAAAAAACGACUGGAAAAUAACUACUACCGUGGCGCCGGUGAAUGCUUACAAGACUUUAACACCAUGUUUACCAACUGUUACAUCUACAAUAAGCCGACGGAUGACAUCGUUCUGAUGGCACAGUCUCUGGAGAAAGUCUUCUUACAGAAAGUUGCCCAAAUGCCUCAGGAGGAGAUUGAGUUGCCCCCUCCUGCUCCAAGAGGUAGAGGAGCUAAAAGUGUGAAAGGACGUCGAGGCAGAGGAGGAAGUGUUACGAGUGCUCACCAGGUUCCUGCCGUGUCUCAGUCGGUAUACUCUCAUUCAUCUCCCGACACGCCGGAUUCGUGGUUUUCCACCCCCCCGCUGACCCUGUUGAGCAACUCCGAACCCCCUCCAUCACUGUUGACACCACCACCCACUCAACCCACUGCAAAGAAGAAAGGCGUCAAGCGUAAAGCCGACACAACCACGCCCACGACGCUCGGGUUCCCCAUGACAUCCGCCAGCCGGAUGGGAGGCAUGGGAAAAGGUCACGGGUCGGCCGAAGAAAUGCCCCAUUCCCUCUCGUCCGUAGACUGCUCUCCAGGUGUGGGCGUGGUCAGGGGUGUGGCCGAGCCCACCCACCUCCAGCCUGUCUUGGGGAGACCGUUGUCUCGGCGACCCAUCAAACCCCCCUGCAAGGAUCUGCCGGACUCGGUGCGGCCACAUCUGCCCUCCCGGCGGGGCAAACUGAGCAAACAUCUGCGCUACUGCAGCGCCGUCCUGAAAGAGCUGCUGUCGAAGAAACACGCGGCGUACGCGUGGCCGUUCUACAAACCCGUGGACGCGUCAACGCUAGGCCUGCUGGACUACCACGACAUCAUCAAACACCCAAUAGACCUCAGCACCAUCAAGAGGAAGAUGGACGAGCGCGAGUACAGAGAUGCUCAGCAGUUCAGCGCUGAUGUCAGAUUGAUGUUCUCCAACUGCUACAAGUACAACCCGCCAGAUCAUGAUGUCGUUGCCAUGGCGCGCAAACUGCAGGACGUGUUUGAGUUUCGCUUUGCAAAGAUGCCCGACGAGGUUUCGGAGGAGGAGGAAUUGUCUCCCAUGCCACUGGGGCGGAACAUGGGCAUGCUGGGAAUGCACCACUCCUCCUCUUCAUCCUCCUCUUCCUCGUCUUCAUCAUCAUCUACCUCAUCGUCGGAAAGCGAGCCGAGCAGCGAGAGCGAGCCGAGCAGCGAGAGCAGUCCGAGUUCUGACAGCGAGGAGGAGAGAGCUCAACGUCUGGCUCAGCUGCAGGAUCAGGUGUGCACACAGCUUCGAGCGGUUCAUGAGCAGCUGGCGGCUCUGUCCUCCGGCCCCAUCGCCAAACCCAAGAGGAAACGAGAGAAGAAGAAAGACAAGAAGAAGAAAAAGAAGCCAGAGAAACGGCGAGGUGGCCGCGGCCUGACGACCGACGACCGCGAGAAACCCGGCAGGCUGUCUAAAAGCAAAUAUGGCCGAGUCUCGCUGUCGUGUGCGCAGAGCAAAAAGAGCGGCAGGAAGAACACUAAGAAGUCGACCCCAUCGCCUCGUUUCGCUGAGCCCGUCGUUUCUCUUCCCCACUACGAUUCGGAGGAGGAAGAGGACGGGCUGCCCAUGAGCUACGACGACAAGCGCCAGCUCAGCCUGGACAUCAACAAGCUGCCUGGAGAGAAGCUGGGCCGCGUGGUGCACAUCAUCCAGUCACGCGAGCCCUCUCUGCGCGACACGAACCCAGAGGAGAUCGAGAUCGACUUAGAGAUGCUAAAGCCGUCCACUCUGCGCGAGCUGGAGCGAUACGUCAUGACCUGCCUGCGCAAGAAACCUCGCAAACCUUGCGCCGUGAAGAAGGGCGGCGGGAAGAGCCAAGAGGAGCUAGCUCUGGAGAAAAAGAGAGAAUUAGAGAGAAGAUUGCACGAUGUGAGUGGACAGCUCAACUCUGCCAAGAAGCCCCAGAAACCCAAAGUGGAGAAGGCCAGCAGUGUGGAACCUCACAACGCUGCGUCUCGCCUCAGUGCCAGCAGCUCCAGUUCAGACUCUUCCUCAUCCUCCUCUUCCUCCUCUUCAUCAGACAGCAGUGAUUCUGACUCGAGAUGAAGAGAUGGCGCUGACUUCUGGGAUGAAGCCUGCUGAUAGGGGACACUCUGUUCUGUCGUUGAUUUCUGGGUACAGAUGUAUAUAUUGCGUAGGAUUUUUUUUCUUUUAUAAAGAAGACUUUUACCGAAAUGCCCAUAAUGGGAAACUCCAGUGGGAGUGCGUGACCGUAACUACAUUUCUUAGUUGACGGAAAAACCUUGUCGUUUUGUUUGCUUCCAUUACGGCUCUAAACCGCUCAAUAUUCUUCAAGUAUUGCUUUAGAAAUCAGGACCUGUGUCUCAUUCCGAGCAACCAAAACGCGCGGUGUCGUUUCAAAAGGACUUCAGAAUGGCGAUGGGGUUUGAUGAGUAAACUCACGAAGAAAAUGCUUGACUUUAAGGAGUUUCUGCCCUGCGAUGCACCUGUAAGGUUUGGGGAUUUUUUUCAUGCGAUGUAUACCCGGUCGCUCGCUAACUGUCCGUACGGCUUUGCAGUGCCUCAUGUGUGUCACGAGGUUUUGGAGAGAGCGAAUAUGCACAAAGAAACCGCUGUCUGGUUUCCUCCAUCUGCAAGACAUGGGUCUCUUUUAACACUCUUUUAUUUUGUGUGUCAUAUCUGAAACUGUAGUGACAGGACAUUUACAGUGUCUCUUGUUAUUAGAUUAUAAGAAUCUGUCAAAAUAACAGUCGUUUUGGAUUACAACAGAGAGACUGUGUUUGUUUAUGAGCCCUAGAGAAAAGCUGCUAGAUUGAGUUACAUGUUUUUGAAUAAGCUAGUUACAGGGGUCAUAGACUGAAGGUUAACCUGAAGUUAUGAUUUUAGGGGAAGACUAGAGGCUGAUCACAUUAAGCAAUAGAAACCCAUUUCUGAAACAAUCUUUAUUGUAUAUACAUUCCAUUAUACCAAGGUCCUGUUUUUCCUUCUGUAUGUUUCUAGUGUGUAUUUAUUUGCAGUGCAUUGCUGUAAGCCAUUCUUUUUGAAUGUAUAGGAGUUUGUUUUGUGACAUUUCAUAUCUGCAGUAUAAUGGAGAGUAUAUGCACUCAGAAUCAUUCAGUGGCUUUUGUUUGAAUGGAAAUGCAAAUACAACAAGUGAACCGUGUGAAUGUUUUGUUUUUGGUGACUGAAGUGGUAUUUCUAUACAAUAAUUGGCUCCGUCAUUAAAAGACCUGAAAAAUGUCAGACAAAAUCAUGAAGAUUCUCUACAUGCGCCGGUUUCCUCCCACAGCCCAAAGACAUGCAGGUUAGGUUGAUUGAGGAUUCCAAAUCGUCCCCCCAACUUGUGUAAGGAUCGACUUGUGUAUAGAACAGACUUGUGUAUGGAUUGACCAGUUCUCGCCAUGAAUAUAGCCUGCUGGAACGGUGUUAAGAAUGAAUAAAACAAAUUAUUUUUCAAUGUGUAUGUCCAGUUAUCACAAAUAGCAAAAGUUAAGGGAAUAGUAAGGGCUCAUUCUUCUGCACAACACAAAACAAGAUAUUUUGAGAAAUGACUACAAUGGAAGUCAAUGGGAUCCAAUGUUGUUUAAACUUAAUCUUCUUUGGUGUUCUGCGGAAGAAAGAAAGUCAUACAGGUUUGGAAUGACAUGAGGGUACGUAAACGAAGGCAGAAUUUUCAUUGGUCAAAACACGAGGGAGCCCUGUGGGUUGUUUUUGAUCAUAAAUGUAAGAUUAUAGGCAUAAAGAGACAAUGAUAAACCUUUCUUGUCAUAUAUUGGUCAACGCACUGCAUUUAUUUAUUUCGUUCACCCAUUAACAACAGUUUAUUGAUUAAUUAUUGAAACUGGCUUGGGAUGAAUUGCUGUAGUUUGUUCAGGCACGAGGAAGCUCGCACAAAAAUGAAGGAGGGGCCUCUUGGCUCGUCACAGUGAUAAUUGCGAAUUAUUAGUAAAUUACAUAUUUUCCAAUUAAAACAGCGUUUUGUGGUUUGCAUCAGUGGAUACUAUCGCUCCUCGUUUCUAUUGUUAAAAUCUUUAGAUAUUGAAUGUUUAGCCGCUCAUUUGUGCGUUGCACUCGAAACUUAACUUUCUUCUUUGAUUUGAUUGACAGUCAAUUGCGUGAGAGUUGGAAGCCCUGGUUUAGUUAAUGCUUUAAGUUCAUCUUCACAUCACAUUUCACUCUUCAUUUAGGUCUUAGUACUGGAUUCAUUAUACUGUUAUUGCCAGAAUAGACGUUUCAGUGGCAACAACAUAAACAAGCGUUAUUCUGCCCAAACG
Triplophysa rosa is the source of this 4721-nucleotide messenger RNA. It is a transcript of the gene brd2b, whose product is annotated as bromodomain containing 2b. Gene Ontology annotation, cellular component: nucleus; chromatin. The transcript is spliced from 12 exons. The record is from RefSeq and is a predicted model, not a curated record. Bases 94 to 2532 code for a protein of 812 amino acids. Gene Ontology annotation, biological process: chromatin remodeling; regulation of DNA-templated transcription. NCBI's taxonomy places the organism in Eukaryota, Metazoa, Chordata, Actinopteri, Cypriniformes, Nemacheilidae.